AAAAGGAGAUGAUUUCAGAAUAUCAUCUACCAUAGCAUCCAUCCUUUACCCUCUUUUACUUUAUCCUAAUCCCCUCUAAAAUAAAUAUUAUUCCUCCUCUCCCCUCAACAACACCACCACAAAGUUCCUUUCCUCAAGUUUUCCCUCGUGAGGGAUACCUCUCCGCCCACAAUUCUACCACGAAAGCAGUGGAUAAUUUAAUAAUUAAGAUUCCAUUUCCCCUAGUCCUAAAGUUUAAACCAUUUCAAGACUAGAGAGCAAGCUAAGGGUAAGGAAUCAUGGAAUAACUCCAGGGAAGCGAUUCCUUUGCCUGUCAGCCUUCUUAAUAUGAAGCUUUUCUCGUCGUCCAAAGUAGCAACCUGUACUCCUUUUAAAGCAAGCGAUGGCAGCAGCAGUUGGGAGAGCUAUCGAUUCCUUUUUCUCCACUAUAUACUAUUCUGUACGUUAUCCGACGAGCAACCAUCACAGGAGCAGCAACAGCAGCAAGGCUUACUAUUAUACCAGCAAUCACAAUACACCGGAUACUUAUUUUUUUGAAGCAAACUACAGCAACAACAAGAACAUGGGAAGGGGUAGGCCUCUCUCUUUGCAGAUUGUAGAGUUGAAGGUGAGGAUGUGUUGCACUGGCUGCGAGAGGGUUGUCAGAAAUGCCAUCCAAAAGCUCAGAGGCGUUGAUUCCGUGGAAGUGGAGCUGGAAAAGGAGAAAGUGACCGUAACUGGGUACGUCGACCGCAACAAAGUGCUCAAAGAGGUGCGUAGGAGCGGCAAAAAAGCAGAAUUCUGGCCAAAUCCUGACCUCCCCCUGUACUUCACCUCGAAGGAGAACUACUUCAGAGACGAGGAAUCGUUCAGGGACAGCUACAAUUACUGGAGGCACGGGUACAACGGUGAUCUGCACGGGCACAUGCACGCGUCCCACCGCGGUGAGGACAGGGUCAGCAACAUGUUCAAUGAUGAUGACGUCAACGCAUGCUCUAUUAUGUAACUAACGUGUAGAAUGUGUGAUGAUUAUGUUUGUUUCUGUGGGUUUGUGUAGUGUGGAGUGAUGGUCAUGAGUGUUCAUGUUGGUGCCUUGUGGAAAUUGGAAGUUGGAAUGUACGUGUGACUAUGUGAGUGUACUUGCGUUUAAAAAGUAAAAAAAAAAAAAGUGU
Asparagus officinalis (garden asparagus) is the source of this 1151-nucleotide messenger RNA. Its product is annotated as heavy metal-associated isoprenylated plant protein 30-like. The record is from RefSeq and is a predicted model, not a curated record. The coding region runs from base 383 to 985 and encodes 200 amino acids. The transcript is spliced from 3 exons. NCBI's taxonomy places the organism in Eukaryota, Viridiplantae, Streptophyta, Magnoliopsida, Asparagales, Asparagaceae. Gene Ontology annotation, molecular function: metal ion binding.